Molecule: messenger RNA, 1767 nt
Organism: Eleginops maclovinus (Patagonian blennie)
Lineage: Eukaryota; Metazoa; Chordata; Actinopteri; Perciformes; Eleginopidae
Product: pentraxin fusion protein-like
Exons: 6
Coding region: 165-1100 (311 amino acids)
Source: RefSeq, a predicted model, not a curated record
CAUAAAUACAACAUGUGCCAUGAUAAAAUGUGCACAUAAAUAUCACUGUGUGGUCCACAUUAAAUCAUAUCCAUCGGCACAGCAUAAACAACGGCUUCUCGUAUUCCUCUGAGCAUAUUUUGCAAGACACGGAGUUGCCUCUAUCGUCUGUAUCAACCAGAGCAAUGACACACAGUUCAUUUCUGCCUCUGCUCCUCCUCCUGGGGACGUGUUCGGCUUACACCUACCAAAAUGUGGCCUUGCGUGGAAAAGCAAGCCAGUCAUCGCGUAAUCCAGACCAUUAUGGAGAUGCAAACAAAGCUAUUGAUGGAAACCGUGAUUCUAACUAUUAUAGUGGUUCAUGCACCGCCACUACUGAGAUGACCAACCCCUGGUGGAGAGUGGACCUGCUGGAGUCAUACAUCAUCACCUCUAUCAUCUUCACCAAUAGAGGAGACGCGUAUCCAGAAAGGAUCAACGGGGCAGAGGUUCACAUCGGCAAUUCUUUGCAAGACAAUGGAGUGGCAAACCCAGCGGCUGGUGUAAUUUCUGAAAUCCCUGCAGGCAGGUCUUUAAAAAUGACUUUUACCAAACUUGUAGAGGGACGAUACGUGACUGUGACUCUGACUGGAUCAGGGAGACUCCUAACACUCUGUGAGGUGGAAGUCUACGGGUACCGUGCUCCAACUGGAGAGAACCUGGCACUCCAAGGAAAAGCCUCACAGUCAUCACAGCACGCAACCUACAGUGCUUAUAAAGCCAUUGAUGGAAAUCGCGCCAGCCUGGCACAACAGGCUUCUUGUGCUCACACGGGAUCCGAAUUGAACCCUUGGUGGCGACUGGACCUCGGCAAAACCCACAAAAUAUUUUCUCUCAACAUAACCAACUACCAAAAUCGACCCGAGUUUAUUAAUGGAGCAGAGAUCAAAAUUGGAGAUUCUCUUGAUAACAACGGCAACAACAAUCCCAGGUGUGCUGUGAUCCCCAGCAUGCCCGGAGGCUUUACGCAAAACUUCCAGUGUAACGGGAUGGACGGUCGCUACGUCAACAUCGUCAUUCCUGGAAAAACCGUGUACCUGGCAUUCUGUGAGGUGGAGGUGUACGGCUCCAGACUGGAUUAGGUCUGAAUAGGUUCAAAACGUGUUUCAAUGCCAUUUGACACUAGCUGCAGAUGGAUGGGAGUUCUAGAUUUGUAAACUUGAGGCACUCCAACAACAAAAAGUAACAAAACUUGUCAUUCAACAUGAACAAUAACAGGUUCAUGUUUUUCCAUUCUGCUUUUUAAGUGUAUUUCCACUGUCUCCUUUAUAAGGUAUAUCGCAUUGCAUGGAGAAGCAAUCAAGUCAAACCAAAAUGGGGACAUUAUAAUCAUGUAACAAGACAUGAAGAUCAAUCAGUUUCACUUAGACGUGUCAGUAAUCAGUCCGACAUACAGAAUUGUUUUAAAUGCUUUUAGAUUUUCAUUGUAUGUGAAUAAUAUGUAUCUUCCUUUUAUGUCUUCAACAUAUUGCAGAACUAAAAUGUUAAAUUUACCGGACUUUGUGCAUCUGUGUGGGAGAGUCGAGAUGACGCCAUCCUGUGGCGACAAUCAAUGCCUUGUUUGUUGUUGUCUUUUAAAUAACAAACUUCUGGCAUAUACCAAUAUUCUACAUAGCUUAAUUGUUUUUGUUGCUGCAGUUUACAUUUCUCCAGAUGCAAAUGCAUGAACUGAACUAUAAUGAAUGGACAGUAACUGCAUUUAGUUGUGCAACUCUCUGUUGCAGAAUAAAAAAAGGUUAUUUUACUAAA